CAAGAGGUGAACUCAUAGUUUCCUUUCACCAGUUUGUGGCCGUGAUGAAUAUCCCCCACAGUGUAAGUGAGGGGGAGCAGAGGGGCUUGUGUGUUAUAAGAGCUAGAUCAAAAUUAAACUACUCAGAUGAGAGAGAACUCCUCAGUUUGUCACAGCAGAAAACAUACGCACUGCGCGUGCUGUGUGAACAAGACGGCUCUGCAGCACUCAGAUCUACUGAAGCUAACAGUGAGAUCAUUUACUGAGUGAUACAGAGUGUGCUGAGAGAUUCUACGCUCCACCACAAACACCAAAGUGUAAAUGUGAAGAUGCAGUUGGGCCUGAUUCUAGCCGCUCUUCUCUGUUUUACCACAUGGGCGAACUUGGUACAUGCAAUGGAUGGACCUGUGCAGUCCUGUUCAUGUCUCUGGUGGUCAAAUACCAAAGUCCCUCCUGAUAGAAUUACAAGUUACACCAUUCAGAAGGAAAAUGCCUGUAAAAUUGCAGCAGUUAUAUUUCGGACAAAGAACAAAAAGACAAUUUGCGCCGACCCCAACAGCAGCUGGGCAAAAAGUGUGAUUCAGAAGGUUGAUGAGAGGGUACAAGCAUCAUUGAAGAAGACACCAAAGGAAAAGGGAAGUGACAUGACACCAACAAGUCGCAUUGCAAGACCAAUAAUCAUGACACCAGCAAGCAUUAUGACAUCAGGAGCAACCAUGGCACCAGGAAGUGACAUGGCACCAGCAGCAACUAUGUCAUUAACAAGUGACUUUGCACCAGCAGCAACCAUGGCACCAGCAAGUGGCAUUGCACCAGCAAGCAGUGUGGCACCAGUAGCAAACACAGCACCAGCAACCAGUAUUGCACCAGCAGCAACCAUAGCACCAGCAGAUGGCAUUGAACCAGCAACCAGUAUGGCACCAGUGGCAACCACGGCACCAGUAGUCCAAGUUUAUGUUUGCUUGAAAAGUGAGUCUGCCCUGUUGCAUCAAUAACAACAUCCUGAUCAGUUGUAAAACAGAGUGCAUGCAGAUGGUGGUCUACUUCAGCAGAAAUGUAUUAGUGGGGCUGUUUCCUCUCUUCUAAGAAUAUUUAACAUAUUCUGACAGAACAUGUCACAUGUCAUGCAACACUCAUGAGUGUCAUGGAACUUUCAGCCACUAUCACCAAAAGGUUUUUCAAAUAAACAAGGAAAUAUUAAUUUGCUCUGAACUAAGAGAUGUGCCUUGUUAAAAAAUUGUGUUAAAUUUGGGUUAUACAUAAACACGUUUCUCAAACUCCUCAUUAAAUGGAAUUAAAUUAGGUUUUCCUUGGAAAAAACAUCUACAUGGCAUCAUUGGUACUAUGAGACAUUCAGAUGUGUUUAACACUUUUGAAGGAAAUCCAAUUCAAAGGACAGUCUAACUUUUACAGGAAUAUAGUUGUAAAUGCUGUCUACCAAGCAUUUAGCAGCAAAUUCCAUAUAUAUCUGUAGAUUAAAUGACUUUUUAAGGAGAAAAUAAGCUAGUAAAACAUCAAUCCAAAAAAUCUUUUGUUUUUUUAUCGGCACCUGUAUCAUAUCGUAUUGUAUCGUACUGUAUCGUAUCGUAUUGUAUUGUAUUGUCAUUGUGUUUUUAUUUCUUUGAUGCCACUUCAUAUGCCACUAUCUGUUCAUGUACUGCUCCUACGUCUAUCCUCAAACUUCCUAAAAAACAGCAUUGUUAUUUACUGAUGGCUUCACUUUCUUCUUUAUCACUCUGAUCAUUUUUCUUCUCCUCCCACAUCGAAGGUCAUGUUACAUAAAUAGAUAUAAAUAGCUUAUUCAAAGGUAAUAAAAAUGUGACACUCAA
Messenger RNA from Melanotaenia boesemani (Boeseman's rainbowfish), 1808 nucleotides. RefSeq lists its product as uncharacterized. Bases 309 to 974 code for a protein of 221 amino acids. Gene Ontology annotation, cellular component: extracellular region. Gene Ontology annotation, molecular function: chemokine activity; CCR chemokine receptor binding. The record is from RefSeq and is a predicted model, not a curated record. The transcript is spliced from 4 exons. Gene Ontology annotation, biological process: cellular response to tumor necrosis factor; monocyte chemotaxis; positive regulation of GTPase activity. Lineage: Eukaryota; Metazoa; Chordata; Actinopteri; Atheriniformes; Melanotaeniidae.